Messenger RNA from Funneliformis geosporum, 1659 nucleotides. The record is from the annotation of a GenBank genome assembly. Lineage: Eukaryota; Fungi; Glomeromycota; Glomeromycetes; Glomerales; Glomeraceae.
AUGAAGUGCAAUCGACAUUUUCUCGCUUUCCUAAUUGCUUCAGCUCUUGCUGCCUGCAUUUCUGCCGAGGAAGCUGUUCCUAAUGCUUCUAUUGCAGAAGAAAGACCGGACUUUAAGCCCACAACUAUUGAAGCUCCAUUUUUAGAACAAUUUACAGACGACUGGUCUAAACGAUGGUUUCCAAGUUCUGCCACCAAAGAAACAAAAGGCGAGGGUCAAGAAGUCUUCAGUUAUGUUGGAAAGUGGGAAGUUGAAGAGCCAACUGUCUUCCCAGCUAUUUUAGGAGAUAAGGGACUCGUUUUAAAAUCAAAAGCAGCACAUCAUGCUAUAUCUACGUCUCUUAAAACGCCUUUGGAUAACACAAACAAAAAUUUGGUAGUUCAAUAUGAAGUAAAACUUCAGAAUGGACUUGAAUGUGGCGGUGCAUAUAUGAAAUUAUUGACAGAAUCCGAGAAAGGGAUCCAUGCUGAAGAGUUUUCUGAUAAAACACCUUACACGAUUAUGUUUGGACCUGAUAAGUGUGGUAGCACUAAUAAGGUGCACUUCAUCUUCAGACACAAAAAUCCAAAGACAGGUGAAUAUGAGGAAAAGCAUAUGUCAAGUGCUCCUUCAGCGAAAAUAUCAAAACUUAGCACUUUGUAUACACUUAUCGUAAAGCCUGAUAAUUCAUUCGAAAUUCUUAUUAAUAAUGAAUCAACCAAGACCGGUAACCUUCUUAAUGACUUUACACCUGCCGUCAAUCCCCCAAAGGAAAUUGGAGAUCCUAAUGAUAAAAAACCAGAUGAUUGGGUUGAUCAACCAAGGAUGGCCGAUCCUGAUGCAAAGAAACCCGACGAUUGGGAUGAGGAUGCACUUAAAGAGAUUCCUGAUGAAGAUGCUAAAAAACCAGAAGGUUGGCUUGAUGAUGAACCGCUUUUUAUCCCAGACCCAAAUGUUAAGAAACCAGAGGACUGGGAUGAAGAAGAGGAUGGAGAUUGGAUUGCUCCAACAAUUUCUAAUCCAAAGUGUGAAGAAGCUCCUGGAUGUGGUGAUUGGGAGCCUCCAAUGAAGAAUAAUCCUAAUUACAAAGGUAAAUGGUAUCCUCCGGAAAUCGAUAACCCAGCUUACAAAGGUCCAUGGACGGCUCGUCUAAUUCCAAACCCCGAUUACUAUGAAGAUUUACAUCCUUCCAACUUUGAAAAAAUCGCUGCCAUUGGCUUUGAACUCUGGACUAUGCAAGACAACAUUCUUUUUGAUAAUAUUUAUAUCGGUCAUUCUGUGGAAGAUGCAAAAAAAUUUGCUGAAGAAACAUGGGUUGUUAAAUAUAAGAUCGAAAAAGAAACUGAAGAUAAGGAAUUGAAGAAAGAUAUUUCAGAAUCUCCUAUAUCUUUCUGGGACGAUCCUGUUAAAUACUUGCGAACGGAAGUUGAUAAUUUCCUUGCUCUCGCAUUUGAAGAACCUUUGGAAGCUAUUAAACAAAAACCAGAGAUAGCAGGGCUUUUCGGUGGAGCAGCUCCAUCGGCCCCUCACAAAAAAACUGACGAACCAACCCCGGAUGAUAAAGAUGCAGAUAAAGACGUUGCAGAUUCACCGAAAGAUGAUGGAAGUGAAGGCGAUAAUGAAGGAGAAAGUAAUGUAACUAAAAGAUCAUUAAGAAAGAAGCCACCAAAAGACAAUUAA